Molecule: messenger RNA, 3480 nt
Organism: Endocarpon pusillum Z07020
Lineage: Eukaryota; Fungi; Ascomycota; Eurotiomycetes; Verrucariales; Verrucariaceae
Exons: 2
Coding region: 1-3480 (1159 amino acids)
Molecular function (GO): protein binding
Source: RefSeq, a predicted model, not a curated record
AUGGAGAAAGGGCGCGUCGUCGCUGCUAUGCCUGUCGAGACCUCGAGUCUCGAUGAACGUGCAAUAUCCCCAAGACCAUUAGAAUCUCACUCGGAUGAUAGUCUGCCUCAUCGAGUAACUUCGAAGUGUAGGGCGGAUCGACCGUCAAUUGCCCAGCAUGGCAGCAUAUCACCAAGGACAGCUGCUAUCUUUGCCAGAUUGCCCACAGAAGUCAUUGAAUUAAUAUUAUGGUUAUCAGACUCGAAUACUUUCGCAUCACUAGUUUUCCUUAAUCGCCAGUGGAAUCUGGUCUCCCAAGAUGCAGCGCUAUAUGCCCAUCAUCUGUCCAGAUGUCCGUCGUAUGCAUUGGCACACGAUGUCAUCACUGGAUCAUCGAGGCUGAAUGAUCUGACAUGGUUAAAGGCAAAGUUUGCGCAAGAAGUACGACGAAAUCUAUUUGAUGCGUUCAUGCAACCUUCUGAGACCCUAGUGAACCUCAUCUCUACCAGUGCCAGCUCUUCAGCGGCUUUCCCUCGUGGCGAGGCUCUACGGUUUAUCUUCUCCAGUCAUGGUCAGACCCUGCUGGCCUUAAGCUCUUCGAGAAUCUUCCUUGUAGAUCUGCUCUCGGAGCCUCUGGCGGUGACACGAGAGUUGAAGACCAUGAGAAGACCUGAAACCGCUGCCGUCACAAACGAUGGAUCCCUGCUGGCGGUGCUGUCGACAAAACAUCAGGCGAACAUAUACGGCCUGACUUCGGCCGGUGUCAACCAUUUACAGAUCAUCAUACUGGACAAUCCACCAAGAACAAUAGCACUUGCGAAUGAGGGUACAGUGCUAGCAGCCGCUUACGAAGGAGGAGUUGAGGUCUUCUCCCUAGCCGCAAAUGCGCUAUCGACCGACAGGAGAGCAGUCAGAUGCGAAGCGGUAGAUUCCUUGUCCUUUUCGUCUGAUGGGUCAAUGCUCAUCGGCAGCUCGCAUGACACCGAUGAUUCGAACACCGUGAUAAUCACCGCUCCUUUCUACUCCGAGAACGACCCCGACCUUACGACAAGCAUUCUGCACAGUCGUAUGUGGACCACACAGAUACUCUUUCCGCAAAACAGCUCGACCUGCAGUCACGCAGCACUUUUAAACUCCCACGGCGAGGGAGAUAUCAAUUGGCUAUUUGUCUAUGAUCGGUCUCUGAACACCUACCGUGCCGUUCGAGCCGAUGAUACCAGAACUGGAGUGGCAUACUUCCUUGGGCCAAACCCACAUCGGCACAGCAUUGCCUUACCCAACAUGCUACCAUCUAUCAAUCUGAGUGGCGAAUUGGCAGUGGCGGGAUUUGCCGGGCUGGGUCUGUUCAUCUACGGGAUUCCCGAACGAGUCGACAAUGCACCCGAUAUGCGCCAUGUUCUUGAACGGGAGGAACGCUCGAACCGGAGAUGGCCCAUGUCGUUGACUUCGGCAACGGGAUAUCGCGAACCCUUGAUGGCCUACUCACCUCCAAUCUCCGAGACAGAGACAAUCGAGGACGAUUUCUUGUCAGGUAGCGUAGACUGGCGACAGAGUCUGUUUGUGAGAUCUCGGCAGCUGCCUGCUCUCCAGGACGCAGUAGGGCUGAUAUGGGUUGAGAAUUCCAACACGGCCGGGACGAAGCAAAUAAGGAGAAGACUGGCAGUAGUAGCACCUGGAGGCGUCAGUGAGUUUGCGGAAGAACUUGGCGAAGAGAUCAUGCCUGUAGAUGGCGGUAGGAUUCUUCUGCUGGACUUUGAUUAUGCUCCCCGGGGCCGGAAAAAGCGAACCAUAACUAUUGAAGUUGGGGAGAAGACACCCGAAAUGCUUCCAGAGCAGCGACGGAACCUGGACGCCGAGGUUGCCCUAGUCAGGCGUCGGAGUAUUCGAGAAGCCGUUGGCGGAUCGCGGCGGUUGAGCCUUGGUAGCUCAACGACUGGUUUAAUCUCUCCAUUGGCACGGAUGAGCACGCAUUUUGAAGAUGCAGGGUCGAGAGGCAGCGUGUCUCAGCCAUCGUCACCUGUGGAUGGACCGAGUGCAGGCGAUGGAGCGGCUACAAAUGGCAAUCGUUCUCGUCGCAGCAUAGGCAAAUCGCGAGAGAGCCUUCAACGUGCGGUCACGUCUACGGGUGUCAGCCGUGCACGAUAUCCUCCCCGUCCACCACUAGACUCGAGUCAGGGCGCUGCCUCUGGACAUGUUGUGUAUAGACGCACGAAUGAGCGAAGGGAACCACACGAGGCAGUGGUAGACGAUUGGGAACCUCCGCCCCCGUACUCACAAAAUCCAGACCGUGCUUUAUCUGAUUCGGGAGAACUUCAGAUGGCGGCCAGGACAUUUACUGAGCCGCUACACAGAUCAGCUCAAGCAUUGAUCUCACCACGGCGUGCCAGCACAACCUCUGGAGAGCUCACCGGACCGUCAGCGCCCUACCGUGAGACAAGCAAUCUGAACGAUCUGAAUGGACGUCAUCAUAGAGGUCUAAGCGAUGCCUCAUUUGAUACACCCGGUCCCAGUCCUGCCCCAAGUCCUCGUCGAAGAAGUGAGCAUUUCUCGAGGAUACAGUCUCUCGCAUCUUCCGUGAGCCCUCUCUCCUCACCCAGGUCUACUUGGGCACCUGGGAGACAAACUUCGGAGUCAUCCAUCCGAAUGGCUGCGAACAUCCUGUCACCGAUGCCUGAUCUUCCACACCCACCAAGAUCUCCCGGAGAAUUAGCAGCACCUUAUGUUGCUCCAUCAGACGUCUCGUCCAUCACACCACCUGCUUCUUCUGUCAAGGAGGGCAAUUCUCCCACCACAUUAACAGGAGCCAACCUUCAAAACCGACUCAACCACCCUGUACCACCAAGACCUUCUCAGUUGAGUCAGGAGGCGAGCGCAACUUACAUUCCGACAUCUUUGCAAGUCGGAAAACGACCGUCUCCGACGCUACUUCGUCCUAGUCCUAAUAGCGACAGCGAACCUUUCACUCUCCCACCGCCAACAUCAGAUCAGUUGGCUAAUCUGAACAAGCGUGUAUCUCAGACUCGCCGUCGACCCGUUCCCAUCAACACUUCUCAGCAUCGUAUGGGGGGUGUUUCGGGCCAAGACUUUGCUGUUGUGCCCCCAUCUCCUCCUCGUGCAGCUUGGGGUGCCGCUGGAGUGCCUGGAUCCCCGUCUUUCAACAAGGCAAGCAGAUCUCCCCAAACCCUGUCGAGGAACAACUCCCGUGGCAGUCAGCGGUCGGCAUCUACACCAAGCUUGCUUUCUUCACGCCCCAGAUAUGAUCGUCUGGAGACGAUCGAGAGCGUACGAUCGGUACCUCCCCAAGAGCGAGCAAGGAGUAGGUCCCAGGUUAUGAUGGAUCGACCACAUCUAAUGGAGUCCAUCGCUGCCGCGCAGCAGAGGAGAGUUGCAACGGAUCCCAAAGCAGCGAAGAGUAGGAAACAACGCAGAGCUGAUAAAGAGGCUGAUGAGCGAGCUCGUGAUGGGAAAAAAUGGAGAGCAGGUCGCUGCAUUGUAAUGUAG